AUGGGAGCCUCCGAGUCCAAGCUUGUCUUCAAACAAGGCAUCUUCAGGCUCUCCGAGGAGCAGCACAUCGCAGCCAAUGACCCCUACUGGACCGGCUUCUGGGAACUUCCCGAGUCUGCCGAAGAUGUCUUCAGUCUUUUCUCGGGAGCCGAUAUACGUCGUACCCGCGAUGCGUCCAUAGCGAAUCUCGAGACCCUCCUGCUGGCUGUGACGUCCAAGUUGUUUGCUCUGAAGAACCACCCUUCCUUCCCCGACUCGGAGCUCGCACCGGAUCGGCAUGCGCUGAACUGCGUCCGCGUGCUGACCCGAGUCCUGCCAUAUAUCUACGAAGCGGACCACCUUAGCGAAUGGGAAGAUACCUUCUUCUGGAGCGCUCGCCGGCGCAAGAGCAGGAGAGCCCAGCUUGCGGGAGAGGUCCUCUUUGACGAGUCUCAGGGCGAGGAGACGCCUCAGGAUGGUGCAGAUGCUGAUGCGUACGAAGACGCGAAGCCGCUGGGCGAGGAGUUGAUCGACACCCUCAUCGAUCUGCUCUUCUUCAUCGACUUUACCGUGCCGGAAUUGGCACAGCCCAAGAGCAAGGUCACAUAUGCGAUAUGGCAGAGUGGAGUCGGCUGCAAAACGUCGCUGGGCUCGAACAAAGAGCUGGACAGCAAUCGGUGUGAGGUUUUGAGACUGCUGCUUACCCUCACGAGCAAGUCCAUGUACAUGCCGUCCACGUUGCUGCCCGCCCAGGGCGUCAAAGCCAUCACCUAUAUUGCAACCUGCCAGGACAAACAGAUCGUGCUGUCGGUGCUCUGCUCCUUACUCAAUACGACGAUCAAAUACAACUCGGCUUCUUGGAGGCUCCCCUACGAUCAUGUUGUCUGGAAGGAUUCGAAGCAAGCGUUGGUUGUCUAUAGCGUUCAGUUCAUGCUCGCGGUAUUGUUAUACCCUAUUCCAGAAGACGGCCGCGGAAUCGCUCCCAAGAACUUCUAUCGUCAUUUCAUGGGACGUAUCCACCGCCCGGAGGAUUUCCAGUUUCUUGCAGAAGGCAUCAGCCGCGUCCUCAGCCAGCCUAUGCACUCCACAACAUCGUACAUCCCCGGCAGCCAGAAAUCUGUCAAGUGGGCUCCGGAGAUGAUCGUCUUGUUCUGGGAGUUACUGCAAUGCAACAAGCGCUUCAGGACCUUUAUCCUGGAAUCGAACAGAGCGCACGAUUUUGUGGUCCUGAUGCUGUACUAUGCCAUCGAGCACAAACUGGACACUUCUCAGCAAGGCGUGGUGAGAAUGUGCAUUUUUGUCUUGCAGACGAUGAGUGUUGAGCCUGCUUUUGGCAAAAACCUCAAUAAGAAAUUCGAAAAUCAGGAGACCUUGCCGGCCUCGAUCCGUCUCCCGAAUUUCAGGGGCUCGUACGCGGACUUCCUGAUCAUUUCGAUACACAGCCUCAUUACUGGCAGUAAAGGAAAGCUGGAAGCCAUCUACCCAGCUUUGCUUGCCAUUAUCAACAAUCUGGCGGCAUACGCUCAACACUUGUCCAUGGCUUCAUCCACGAAGCUAAUGCAAUUGCUCACUUCCAUGUCCAGUCCGAGCUUCCUGCUUGCCAAUGAGUCAAAUCAUACUCUGUUGCAGUCGCUGCUCGAAUCAAUUAACACUAUCAUCGAACAUCAAUAUGCCGCCAAUCCGAACCUUAUUUAUUCGGUACUCAGGGCUCGGAAGCGAGUAGAAGCGCUGCGCAUCUUCACACUCGAAGGGGGUCAACAAGACCUCGAGAGCAUGGAACGUAAUCGCAAAGACAAUCCCCUCGCCAGUCCUACGCCGUCUACGGUCUCGAACCGAACGGUAGUGGAGGAAGAUACGUUCACCAUUGGCGAUUCCUCAGACUCCGAGAACGAGGACCAACCCACGCCUUCUCAAUCGACCACCUCCGUCCACAAUUCCCGCACGCCUUCUGUUGCUUCGGAGGAUCAAGUGCCGAUUCAAUUACGCGGCCUCUCCGAAAAAGCCCGUGGCAAGCUUCCCGCUGGCGCGCCCACAUUCUCGCGUCAGAACAGCACCACAUCACUCUCGAGUCCAACGACAAGCACCCCUCGUGGUGGUUUCCGCGCCACGCCCGAAUGGCUAGAUUCAUGGCUCCCCGACCUCCCACUUCACACUAUGCUCGCCAUCAUCAAAGCGCUCUCACCUAGACUCCCACCCCCAGCCUCUGCGCGCGAGCGCACUUCCUCCGAGCCCGCCUCCGCAAACUCCUCCCGUAGACCUUCCCUUCAGACCGAUAGCUCCACACCCACCGAGCCAGCAGCCCCCUCGCUCACCGACUUCCUCAGUUCCCUCCCCUCCACCGCCACACACCCGCAAAUUGCGCCCAUCCUCGCAUCUCCAUCCCCGAUCCGCGUCCACCUCUUCGAAUGGUCCCCCCUCUCGCUCGGCUGGUACAUGUCGGUCCUCUACUCACUGAUCUUCACCGCGGAGAUGCACAUCGCGCCCGCGUCGACGACGGCGAAUACCUUGACGGGCACAGGCGGUAGCGCGGGGCCCGUCGGCACGUGGAACGGCACGAAUGUGAAGCUGUUUGCCGUGCAAGAGGGUGGGAGGCGGGGGAUCACACUGAGUCAGCCGAGGGGCGCAGUCGAUGCUGUGGGCAGUAGGUUGGUGCAGGGGGUGCAAGGACUGGGGAUUGGCAAUGCCGUUGGAGGGUGGGUCAGGGGUGUUGGAGGAGGAGGAAGUGGCCCGCAAGCUGAUGGUGGAGGGCGGGGUGUUCGGGAGGUGUAG
Cyphellophora europaea CBS 101466 is the source of this 2748-nucleotide messenger RNA. RefSeq lists its product as uncharacterized. The record is from RefSeq and is a predicted model, not a curated record. The coding region runs from base 1 to 2748 and encodes 915 amino acids. The transcript is spliced from 2 exons. Gene Ontology annotation, cellular component: Golgi medial cisterna; Golgi trans cisterna; membrane. Lineage: Eukaryota; Fungi; Ascomycota; Eurotiomycetes; Chaetothyriales; Cyphellophoraceae.